This is a messenger RNA of Penicillium pulvis, 1455 nucleotides long. RefSeq names its product flavin-containing monooxygenase. Gene Ontology annotation, molecular function: NADP binding; flavin adenine dinucleotide binding; N,N-dimethylaniline monooxygenase activity. NCBI's taxonomy places the organism in Eukaryota, Fungi, Ascomycota, Eurotiomycetes, Eurotiales, Aspergillaceae. The record is from RefSeq and is a predicted model, not a curated record. The transcript has a single exon. Bases 1 to 1455 code for a protein of 484 amino acids.
AUGGAUACCGACUUUGACGUGAUCAUUAUUGGUGCCGGUAUCUCUGGCACCAACGCCGCAUACCGACUUCAAUCUCGAUUUCCCAGCCUUCGCUAUGCAAUUUUGGAGUCCCGUGAGAACCUAGGUGGCACCUGGGAUUUCUUCAAGUAUCCUGGAAUCCGAUCGGACUCGGAUCUAUUUACCUUUGGCUUCGACUGGUAUCCCUGGGACCAAAACAACCCUAUCGCCGAGGGUUCAGCUAUUGUCAAUUACAUGGAAAAUGCAGCCAAGGAACAUCACAUCAACGAAAAGAUUCUAUUUCAGCACCGCAUCCUCGGUGCAGAUUGGUCAUCGGUCGACAAGACCUGGUCACUGAGCGUUGAGCGAGCCGACAGGCCUACCGCAGUAUCUUUCUCAGCGCGGUUCCUGAUCUUCGGAACAGGAUAUUACAGUUACGAAGAACCUCUGCAAACUGAGAUCCCAGGCCUAGAUCAGUUCGAAGGCCAGAUAGUUCACCCUCAAUUUUGGCCCGAAGAUCUAGACUACAGUGAUAAGAAGAUCGUGAUUAUCGGAAGCGGUGCAACAGCUAUCACGCUUCUUCCCAAACUCGCCGAAAAAGCAGACGUCACCAUGCUCCAGCGCAGUCCCUCAUACAUCAUUUCAAUACGAAACAAAACCGGCUCCUGGCUCACAUCUCUCCUCCCAACAACGAUCCAAAACAAGAUCCAGCGCCUUAGGUCCCUAUACCUAGGCCGUCUAUUCUACCUGUUCAGUCGCUCCUUUCCCAAUGCCACAAAACGCAUGCUCCAACGUGGCUCCGCUCGCCAACUUCCAAAGCACAUCCCUGUCGACCCUCACUUCAGUCCGAGCUACAACCCUUGGGACCAGCGCCUAUGCGCUUCGCCAGAUGGCGACUUCUAUAAAAGCUUCCACACUGGCCGCGCGCAUAUCAAAACAGAUACGAUCAAAGAGGUCACAUCUACCGGCAUCAUGCUGAAUUCUGGCGACUUUCUUGACACCGACAUGAUCAUCACAGCAACAGGCCUCAACGUCCAAUUUGGAGGAGGUAUCUCUCUUUCACUGGAUGGAAUGCCGUAUUGCCUUCCGGAGAAAUAUACAUGGCGUGGAAUGAUGUUUCAAGAUCUACCCAACGCGGUAUUUCUGUUCGGAUAUGCAAAUGCAUCGUGGACGCUUGGUGCGGAUGCGACCUCGUUUUUCAUUUGUCGUUUAUUAAAGGAGAUGGAUGGUCGGGCUGUUCUUGCUGCUGUUCCGCGGUUGGAUCCUGUGGAAGCUAGAAGCAUGCAGCCGCGGCGGUUUAUGGGCUUGAACUCGACAUAUGUGCUUAAGGCUCAAGAACAUUUGCCUAAGGCUAGUGAUCGAGAGGUCUGGAGGCCGGCGUCUAAUUACUUUGAUGGGAUGAGGUUUGCGAGGAAGGGAAAUUUGGAGGGAUUGACGUUGUUGGGCGAGAAGGAUUGA